Molecule: messenger RNA, 2067 nt
Organism: Gordionus sp. m RMFG-2023
Lineage: Eukaryota; Metazoa; Nematomorpha; Gordioida; Chordodea; Parachordodidae
Product: ATP-binding cassette sub-family F member 2-like
Exons: 13
Coding region: 73-1908 (611 amino acids)
Molecular function (GO): ATP binding; ATP hydrolysis activity
Source: RefSeq, a predicted model, not a curated record
CUUCGAAGUUAUAUAUUAAUUAAUCCAUCCUUUCCCAACUUUCCACGAAAAGGAUAUAAGCAAAAUCGUUUUAUGCCUUCUGAAGCAAAGAAGAAGAAAGAUGCAAAGAAAAAGGAAGCAGCGAAACUACGUUCAGUACCCAACAAAAAAGCAGACGGCUCUACCAAUACACAAAAUGGAGCUAAAGAUGAAAUAUCAAAUGGAGUUGAAAGCCUAAUAAAUGGACUUGAUAAGAUAGAUAUUAAAUCCAUAUCGCCUAGGAGUGUAACCGGUGUAUUAGCCUCCCAUCCUAGGGGUAGGGACAUAAAAAUAAUUAGUUUAUCUAUCACGUUUUAUGGAAAUGAACUGCUAACAGAUUCAACUUUGGAAUUGAAUUAUGGUAAUCGUUAUGGGUUUAUUGGAAAAAAUGGUUCAGGCAAAACCACAUUAUUGAAUGCCCUAGCUUUUAGAGAACUUCCUAUUCCAGAUCACAUAGAUAUAUUUCACUUGUCAAAUGAAAUGCCAGGCAGUGAUAAAACUGCUCUUCAGUGUGUUUUAGAGGUUGAUGAAGAAAGAUUAAAACUUGAAAAACAAUGUGAAAUAUUAUCACAAGAUGAAUCAUCUGAGAGUCAUCUACUUCUCAUGGAUAUUUACAAACAUUUGGAAGAGCUAGAUAACAAUAAAGCUGAAAUGGUAGCUGCCAGCAUACUCCAUGGCUUAGGAUUUACCAAAGAGAUGCAAAAUAGAGAAGUGAAACAUUUUUCAGGAGGUUGGAGAAUGAGAAUAUCUCUUGCUAGAGCACUUUAUCUCAAACCCACUCUAUUAUUGCUAGACGAGCCUACUAAUCAUUUAGAUCUUGAAGCAUGUGUGUGGCUUGAAGAAGAACUUAAAAAAUACCAACGCAUACUAGUCAUCAUUUCACAUUCUCAAGAUUUUUUAAAUAACGUUUGCACUCAUACACUCCACUUGGAAAAGAAAAAAUUAAAAUUAUAUGGGGGUAACUACGAUACAUUCAUACGCACGAGGGACGAGUUAUUAGAAAAUCAAGCCAAGCGUUAUAAAUGGGAACAAGCUCAAAUAGCUGACAUGAAAGAUUACAUUGCCAGAUUCGGCCAUGGCAGUGCUAAAUUAGCUCGCCAAGCUCAAAGCAAAGAGAAGACCUUGAAUAAAAUGAUUCAAAGUGGAUUGACGGAUAAAGUUACAGAUGAUAAAAGUCUCAGCUUUUAUUUUCCUAGUUGCGAAAAAUUACCGCCACCCGUUAUACAAAUACAAAACGUUAGCUUCAGAUAUUCCGAUGACAAGGAAUGGAUUUACAAAAAUUUAGAGUUAGGGAUGGAUAUGGACACCAGGAUUGCUCUGGUAGGACCUAAUGGUGCGGGAAAGAGUACUUUUCUCAAAUUAUUGAGUGGAGAACUUGUGCCAACAGACGGUAUAAUACGUAAAAAUUCUCACCUCAAAUUUGGCCGAUAUCAUCAGCAUCUUCACGAGCACUUAGACCUAAGUAUGACACCACUGGAUUACAUGAUGAAAUGCUUCCCUCAAAUCAAGGAGAGAGAAGAAAUGCGAAAAAUUAUAGGAAGAUACGAAUUAUCAGGCAAACAACAGACAUGCCCGAUUCUCAAUUUAUCAGACGGCCAGCGAUGUCGGAUAAUAUUUGCCUGGUUAGCCCUGAACCACCCCCAUUUCCUCCUAUUGGAUGAACCUACUAAUCACUUAGACAUGGAAACCAUCGAUUCGCUUGCUGAUGCUUUGAACCAUUAUGAAGGCGGCAUCAUACUCGUUUCCCACGAUUUCAGGCUCAUUAAACAGGUUGCUAAAGAAAUAUGGCAGUGCGAAAAAAGAACAAUAACAAAAUAUCCAGGGGAUAUACAAAAAUACAAAACUUAUUUGAGAAGGAAAGUCAUCAAAAGACUCGAAUUGGACGCUUAAUAAUCUUAUAAAUAUAUGUAAUCAAUCGUAAUAGUUAAAUGUAUUAUUUAUUGUGGAUGACCGCUUACAAAUUAUUUGCUAUGGAUUUAAAAAAUUGAUAAUAUUGUGCAUAUAAUGGUUUAAUAAUACUGUUAUUUCAUUUAACAAUUAUUUAACAAU